Acyrthosiphon pisum (pea aphid) is the source of this 2982-nucleotide messenger RNA. RefSeq names its product FK506-binding protein 5-like. The coding region runs from base 259 to 2982 and encodes 907 amino acids. NCBI's taxonomy places the organism in Eukaryota, Metazoa, Arthropoda, Insecta, Hemiptera, Aphididae. The record is from RefSeq and is a predicted model, not a curated record. The transcript has 6 exons.
UCCUACAUUUUGUAAGCUUCUUGAAGUUCCAGCAAAUCCUUAUAUAUCAAGUCCACCAAAAUCAACACAGAAGAAUAAGUUAAGUGAAGUUGGAAAAGAUAAGCUUGUGAAUACUUCUAGAAAAGAAAUCUCGCAGUCAACAUCAUUAAACAGAAAACGAGUAGAUAAUAUAAUAACCCUUGGGUCUUUUGAUAAAAUCAAUAAAUUUAUCAACUUCGAAGGCUCAUAUAUCCAAGACCCCAGUUUUAGCAGUUAAAAAUGGACCAACAGCAAAUUUCAAGUGUUAUUGAUCUAUUAAGUGACAGCGAAUCUGAUGAAGACACUAAAAAUACCACUCUUAAAAGUUCUUUUGGAAAUAAUAGUAAAGGAAAAAGUAAUAAAAUGGUAGAGAAAAUAUGUGUACCUGAAGAUUAUAAAUGCUUGAUGGGCAAAACCAAAGAUGAUGUUUUUGUUGAUAUUGAAGAUUGUUUAGGUGCUAUUUCGUUACGCACAUCAAGCCGAUCUUUCAAAAAUAUAUUGACUACAUACAAUGGUAGUAAUUGUUCAUUUCCUGCCGAUGAAGUUAUUAUUAUUGAUGAUGAUAUGAAUAUUAACGAAGAUAAUAGGACAACAAUGAAAUCGAAAGAGUUAUUAAGUAAAGUUGAAUCAAAAACCUUUCCUUCUACUGUUUCAAGUAAUUCAAAAUCAACAACACUUCAAUUGGAUGAAAAGAUAAAUAAAAAUGAUAAAACACCAUGGAAUAUGUUUGGAAAAGCCCAAAAUAUUUUAGAUGCUACAAAAAAACAGAGUCUUCAAGAUAGUGUAACGAAAAGUAGAACAAAUAGUAACAUAAAUGAUUCCAGCAACCAAAUCAAUAUAGGACCAGAUGUCGAUUUCGAUGAAUCGUUACUUGAAACAUUAUUGUCUACAUUGCAUAAUGGUCUUGAAAAUAAUGGCGAAUUAUACUCUUUUAAUAAUGAAGAAUUAGAUUUUUUCUUUGGACGUGAUUUGUUAGAUACUAAUGAAACGGAGGAACGUAUAGAUACAGUUUGUGUGGAUCAAGGUGAUUCUUCUGUAAGUGAAAGUGAUUCAACUAUUGGAGCUUUUGAUACCUGGGCUCAAAUUACUAGAGUACUACAAAGUUCAUUUACUUCAAAAGACAUUAAAGAUACCAAAGAAUCGAAGACUACAAACCAAGGAGUAAAUCACUUGAAAGAGAGUUUUUGUCCGUCUGAGGAAAUUGAUGACGAUCAAAGCUCUACAGUAUCAGUCACCGGAAUACCUGUUUUACAGGCUGUAAUAUCAGAGGUUAUGAGUAAAAUUGAUUUAGAUUGUGUUGCAUCUAAUAAAACCAUCACCCCACAUAAAGUACCUAUUACUGAUGUUGUUGAAAUAAGUAGUGAUGAGGAAGUGACUGUGGAUGUUCCAAAAUCACAUGCCUUAAGUGUCAAGCAAAUUCAAACACAAGAAAAAGAAGUGAAAUCCUAUAAAUUAAAAAAAGAAGAGGAAGAAAGAAAGCACAGAGAAAAUAACGAAAGAAAGAAAAAAGAAGAAAAUGAAAGAAAGAUAAAAGAAUUACAAGAAAAAAUGAAAAUAGAAGAAGAACGAAAACGACUUGAGAAAAUAGAAGAAGAAGGAAAGGAAAUGGAUAGCAUAGCAAUGGAAAAAAGGUUAAAAGUAUUUAACGAUAGGCUUAAAAAUGAUUUGGUAACUGAUGAAAAUAAUCAAUUAGCUAUGAGAGUAGUAGUUAAAGAGGAAACUGGUAAUCAUGAUUUAGAAGAUAUUAUUGAUGAAAUUAAUAAAAUAAAAAAUAAAAUUGAUGAAAAUAUUUGUAUAAAAAAUGAAUUUAGUGAAUGCAUUGGAUUUAAUGAAUAUAAUCCAUACAAUCCAUACAAGAAUUAUGGAGUUGUUCCGCCUGUACAUUUUAAGAAAAACAAUGAGCAUUUAGAAAAUGAUACAAAUAUAGAACAAGAAUUGAUUGAAAGUAGAAAAGCGCCUAUAAAUGAUGAUUUUGAAACAUUUGAUCUAAGAGAACGAGGAAUAGAGAAGUGUAUGGGAUCUGAAGGAAAACCCUCUAAAGAAGUAGAAACAAAUUCAACUGAAGUUAAGAUUAUCAAUAGGACCAGGGGACUAAAGGUUGAAGAAAAGCUUAAAGAAUCAUAUGUUUCUAAAAAUAUGUCUACUAAACUACGACCACAAAUAAAAUCUUCCGGAUCCUCGUCAUCUAGUGCAAGUCCAACUAGUCUCGAGAAUCCAUCAAUUCCUAGUUAUGAGUAUAAAAAACAAACUAGGAAUACAGAUGAUAAUAGUAAACGGAACAUCACUUCAAACACAUUAUAUGAUAAUAAGAACAAUACAGAUAUAAACAUUGACCCUAGUGUCAUUGUGAGAAAAGAAAAUUUGAAUCGUGAAGUUAUUGGUAUUCCAAGAACUCGUACUCGUCCAUCAUCAUUUAAACAAAAAAUAAUUUCGGAAACUACAUCUUCAAAGCAAGACCAAGAUAAUGGUGCAGCAAUCAUUCCAAAAGAAACUGUAGGAACAACGACUAUCGUGUCAACUUCUACACACCCCGAUUAUCAGACCACAAGUUCAAAAACCACCCCCAAAACUAUUUCCAAUAAAAAUAUGAUUAAUGAUAUUAAUUUUGAUAAAAUAUUGGUAAUCCCUGUAGUAAUGUUAUCUACAAGUCAAAUUAAACUUCACAAAGUAUAUCAUCGAUCAGUUAACAACUUUAUAAAGCAAAAAGAUAUUAAGCCAACACAUGACCAAAUUCAAAAACAAAUUGUUACUACAACCCAGUUGGAUAAGCAGCCUCCUAAGAAACGAGGCCGCAAACGUCGAAUUGACAUUCAAAAUGAAAAACAAGAGUCUUAUAGCAGAAAUAAAACAUCUCAAAAUGUGGCAAUAAAUAACACAUCAAUAAAGGAGGCAGAACAUCCAGCUAAAAGACCUAGAAUGAGUCUUAAGUUAUGUAAUUGUGAAAAUGAUUCAGUGAACAAGUAA